Molecule: messenger RNA, 5585 nt
Organism: Mesocricetus auratus (golden hamster)
Lineage: Eukaryota; Metazoa; Chordata; Mammalia; Rodentia; Cricetidae
Gene: Lrrfip1
Product: LRR binding FLII interacting protein 1
Exons: 22
Coding region: 1395-4328 (977 amino acids)
Biological process (GO): regulation of transcription by RNA polymerase II
Molecular function (GO): DNA-binding transcription factor activity, RNA polymerase II-specific; RNA polymerase II cis-regulatory region sequence-specific DNA binding
Source: RefSeq, a predicted model, not a curated record
GCAGGUGGCGCUCUGAAAAGUACAUUUAAUGUCCCAACACCCCUCUCAAGGACGAAAAGGAGCGUGGUCUCUCCCUCCGCUCCUAGUGGCGGUCUCUAGGCAGGCUCUGUCCAGCUGAGUGGCUCUGGCCUGGAUCCAACAGUGAUUGGAGAUGUGCGUGUGGUGUAGAGUUUCACAGGGAACUACUAGUUUGGUAUUUUGCAGAGUAUAACACCCUCAUCCGGAGGCACCACCUUGCCUAGGGCUUACAGGCAUUUGACCUUAGGAAAACCUCCCUCAAGGAGCCAGGGCCCUAAACCCACUUUGGCAGGUGUCAGUCUCUGGUCUUUCACUUACCGAACUUAACAUGUGGAGGCUUGGUGGUUAAGCAGUGGUUUGACCUUAAAAUCGGGGAUCAGCAAGUUGGGAACCUCUGGUUGUUACAGCCCUAGCUCAUGGUUGUGGUUUGGGGGCCUGGAGUUGAGACCGGAUGGGACUAUGUAACACUUACUAGCCUUAAACUCAAGAUCCUCCCUUCUCAACCUCUCCAGUGAGCAGGUACCUCCCCACCCAGCCCUUUGCUGUGGUUGCUUAUGAAUGGGAAUAUGUAAAAGCAAAAGGCUCCCUUUGAAACAAUGUGUUUUAUGGAGUUAGUACUACAGAAAGGAGACCCAAGGUUCCUACUUUGUCUGGUUUUUGCCAGUCCUUGAUAAAAGUGUGAGCCCCAGUCACUCAUUCGCCAGGUAGCCUGUAGUUGGUGUUUGUGUGUGGAAUAGUCACAAUGAGACUGCUUUGUUUGACUGGGAAGGUGUAAACUUUGAUUACAGUGAUAGUCCUUGCUGAGGACUGGGGGUGGAGGGCUGUUACUCUAUGCCGUCACUUGAAUUUUGGCUUGGGCUUUUGGAGUUAGUCUACAACUUGUGGGCCUAGGGACAGAACCUGCAGGGCCACUUUGGAGCCCUCCUCAGUGGAGCCUUGAGAUCUGGGAGGAGGGAAAGCUUCUGAGACAGUGCUGUUAGAACAGAAGCCCAGGCACACCAUAGAAGGCAAGAAUUGGGAGGAAGUCAGCUCUGGGCUUGUUCUAGCACACAGGAACCAAGCGCCGCGGAGUCCUGGGCAAAGGGAAGAACAAACAGGCAAACACUUAGAAGAUCGAGUAAGGAAGGCAGGGAAAGACCCAGGAGGUGGGGACUCCACCUCCAACAGGUCCGCUGCUCAACACUUGGAGCCUGCCUGGGCCACAGACAAGAUACUGCCGAGCAGUAGGAGACUGGAACCAAGUCCUCUUCCAAGUGCUCAUUGUGCUAAUCAAGGCCCACCCUCCCUUCCAGAAUCCAGGAAGCACAGAGCACUAAAGAGCGGAGGCCAGGCUUGCAGCGAAGCGUGCAGCCCGCGCCGAGGCUCGAGAGAUCCGCAUGAAAGAGCUGGAGCGGCAGCAGAAGGAGAUCUAUCAAGUCCAAAAGAAAUAUUAUGGGCUGGAUACAAAAUGGGGCGACAUCGAGCAGUGGAUGGAAGACAGCGAACGCUACUCUCGUAGAUUCCGGAGAAACACAUCGGCUUCUGAUGAAGACGAGCGCUUGUCCGUGGGUAGUCGAGGCAGCCUAAGGGCCCAGCCUGAGCCGGAGUAUGGGAGUUCCUACACCUGGACUAACGGUUAUGAUGGAGACUAUUGCGGAUCCCAGUCCCUAAGUAGAAGAUCUGGCAGGAAUUCCAGCUACAGCGGCGGCGAUGGCAGAGUCUCAGCUUUGUCGUCCUCCAGAGAGGAGAAGUUGGGACUCUCGUGCUCCGACCUCGGCCUUCCUAGUAGUGGUCUUGCCUGCAAGCCCCUGUCUGCCCAGAAUGGAACCCGGCCCUCCUUUCUAUACAGUGCUGCCCGGCCUGCAGGGAGUUUCCGGACGUCGUCCAUGCUGGAUGAGAGCAGCCUCUAUGGGGCUCGGAGGGGAAGCGCCUGUGGUUCCCGAGCUCCCUCAGAGUAUAGCAGCCACCUCAACUCCAGCUCCCGGGCCUCCUCCAGGGCCAGCUCGGCGCGGGCCAGCCCUGUGGUAGAAGAGAGACCAGACAAAGACUUCACUGAGAAGGGGUCCCGUAACAUGCCCAGCUUGUCUGCUGCCACGCUGGCUUCUCUGGGUGGGACUUCCUCCCGGAGAGGAAGUGGAGAUACCUCCAUCUCCAUGGACACCGAGGCAUCCAUUAGGGAAAUUAAGGAACUUAAUGAGUUAAAGGACCAGAUUCAGGAUGUAGAAGGCAGAUACAUGCAGGGACUGAAAGAGAUGAAGGACUCGCUGGCUGAAGUUGAGGAGAAGUACAAGAAGGCCAUGGUCUCCAACGCCCAGCUGGACAACGAGAAGACCAACUUCAUGUACCAGGUAGACACGCUGAAGGACAUGCUGCUGGAGCUGGAGGAGCAGCUGGCGGAGUCUCAGAGACAGUACGAGGAGAAGAACAAGGAGUUCGAGAGGGAAAAGCACGCCCACAGCAUCCUGCAGUUCCAGUUUGCUGAAGUGAAAGAGGCCCUGAGGCAAAGGGAAGAAAUGCUUGAGGAGAUCCGACAGCUGCAGCAGAAGCAGGCGGGUUUUGUCAGGGAGAUCUCUGAUCUUCAGGAAACCAUAGAGUGGAAAGACAAAAAGAUAGGGGCAUUAGAAAGACAGAAAGAGUUCUUUGAUUCCAUACGCAGCGAACGAGAUGAUCUUAGAGAAGAAACAGUCAAACUGAAAGAGGAAUUAAAGAAACAUGGAAUAAUCCUAAAUUCAGAAAUAGCCACCAACGGAGAGACUUCAGACACAUUAAACGGCGUUGGAUAUCAAGGCCCUACGAAGAUGACAAAAGAAGAGCUGAAUGCCCUCAAGUCAGCCGGGGAGGGGACACUAGGAAAAGCCAAAGAAGUGGAGUUGAAAAAGGAAAUUGUGGAGAAUAUGGGGAAAGGAGGAGGAACCUUACAGAACACUGAGCAAGAACAGCCCAGACCCAACCCAGUAAAAGAUUGUGUGGACAAAGGGAUGUCACAUCCCGGUGAUAAUGCUGAGGACCAGAAACCCGCUGAAGACAGUGCCCUGUCCCCAGGACCACUAGCGGGGGCCAAAUGUGAGCAACAGGUUCAGAGCCAAGCUCAAGAGAACAGUUUUCUCAAAGACCCAGAGCAGAUUGAGUCAUGUGAGGUCACAGACCAGCCAGAUGGUAGGACCAGAAACUCGUUGGAACAGUCCAACUGCCUGCAAGGUCUAGACAGUGAAGAGUCAGAACCCAAAAAUCCAAGUGAAAACUCUGUAGGUUUGGGGCAAACAUCUGAAGUUGACAAGAUGAGCUUUACAGACUCAAGGGGCGCAGGUGGCAACCACACAGAGAAUGCAGGACAGGUGGAAGGAGCUGCCGUUGGGGAAGAGGUGGGUACAGUCGCCUCCAGUCCUUCGGAACACCACGAAGACACACUGAGUCAUGAGAGAAGUGUGGAUGAUGGGGAAGAACAGAGCUUGGAAAGAGAACUCACCCAAGAAGUAGCUGAGCCCGAGGAAGUCCUCGUCCCGAGCCCACCGGUAACUGGGGAAAACACUGUUGGAAAGACCAGGGACAAGAAGUCCAUCCUGGCAGAAGUCCAUGCCACACAUGCACCACUUGAUGAGAAAGAACCCGACAAAGAAAAGAGCGAGCAGCAGGCAGAGGCCUUGGAUUCACCACAGAAGAAGUCUAAGAACAGGAAGAAGAAGAACAAGAAGAAGAAAUCUCCAGCCUCAGCGGAGACCUGCCAAGACGCCAGCAAAGAGGUAGACCGCCAGAGCGUAGAAGAAGAGCCGGCCCAGUUCCCUGACAAAAAGCAGGCAGCAGAGACCCAGAGUGAAGACACAGAAAACUCAGAACAAAAAAUCACAGCAGGAAGCAGUGAACAUGCCGAGUGCCUACAAGAUCCUGAAAAUGAGCUUAACGGAAAACAGAAGCAAGGGGAGGAAGAUGGUGUAAAAACCCAGGCAGGGAAAGUAACGGCAAAGGGAGACGUGCUAAUGCAUGAGGCGGAGGCGGCACAGUCGGUCGGCACCAGUGCUGGGGGUGAGGAAGUUGAAGACCAUGAUGCUGAUGGUCCCACAGAUGUCUCGGAUCAGAACAAAGAAGGGGAAAUCUCCCCGGUGAAAAAGAAAGGUCCCCCAAAGGAUGCUAACCAUGCUUCUCAGAGAGGAAGUGAGGAGGAGCAUGUGCUGUCCCACCAUCCAGGCCAGACGGUCAAGAAGGCUGUAGAUGGCUGCAGCGUAGACAACAGUGACCUGUCAGGGCAGCUGGAGGGCUUCAGCUCAGAAAGUGGAGUGCAGGCAAGAGGGGAGGUUGAGAAUAGCAAGAGUAAGGAGGAUUGCACCAUGUCAUGAGGAGGCAGGAGGCAGACGGGGGAGGCCGAGUUUCAGAGAAGGCCAAGGACUCAACACACUAAGCCCAACCUCAAGAGUUCCAUCCUUCAACCCCACUGUUCCAGUUUCUGUGGAUGUGCCACGUGUCAGUCAAGUCUCAACUACUUUAAGUUAUAGACUGUUACCUGUAGAUUUGUAUUCAGCCAUUGAUCAUCUAGACACCAUUGUUUUCAGUUUCAGUUCUAGCUGAGAACAUUCCAUUGGUGACACCAUGUCCCUGUCAUGUCUGCAUUCCAGUCUUAAGGCCAAAACGUAACCAUUUGCUUUAGGCCGAGAUGAAUGUGGCUGUGCUUGUCACAUGUGUCAGCAUCUAGUUGAAGUGACCAAACAGCAUGCUUAGGUUUCUGUGUCGUGAGCAGUGGAUAGUCAAACUAAUGUGUCUCAUUAAAAUAGAUGCAGCUUCAUGUUUGAUCUUAACAUGUACAUCAUAACCUAUGGGGUAUUAUAUUUUAAGGAGCUAGAUGGAUAAGUAGCAUAUAGUCGCUGGGUGAGAGGAGCUGCACCUCAGGGUAGAGGUUAAUUACUGUAGGGAUUCAAACAGUUAUCAAAAACGCAGGGAGACCAUAUGCCUUUACCUCACCUAAGUGCUGUAUUUUGCACCAAUGCUCUUGGAUCUUAUUGCCAAUGGUACCCAAAUCAAUUUUGUCAAAGAUCUUUAUUUCACUUCACAUGAGUGAUAUGCUAAAUUCAUUUCAUAUAAAUAUUUUAUUUUUAUUCUUUUCUGUUAAUGACAAGUUGAAAUUAUAUUUCCUACUUUAGUGUUUAGGAGAAAGUCGUUAAUUUUUUUAAUUUUAAAGUAAUCUUCCUGUCUGAAUAUCUACUUAUUAAAAAAACAAUACAAGACAUUGUUUGUUCUUAUGCAAAGGACUCAUUAGAUUUUAAUCCAACAUUUUGUGUUUGGUAUAAAUAUUUUUAUUUGUUGUUUCUCAAUAUUUUCUUAUUGGAAAGUUAUUAUUUUACCUGCCUGAAGGAAAUAAUGUAUUUUCUAUAUAAAGAAGCAUUUAGAAAAAAUUAUUAUAAAGCUGCAUUUAAAAGUACUGGUAAAUAUAAAAUUGCAAGGCCAUGUACUGUAUGACUACUGUUGUCAUGUUAUGGGAUCAUGUGAACUCAUACUACUGUUACAAGGUAGAGUGGAACGCAAAAAGACCAAACCCUCAGUAAAAUCUGAGGCAAACUGAAGUGUCAUAUAAUUGAAAUAAAAAACAUUUUAUAAUUUUA